Electrophorus electricus (electric eel) is the source of this 2389-nucleotide messenger RNA. Its product is annotated as ras-related protein Rab-8B. Lineage: Eukaryota; Metazoa; Chordata; Actinopteri; Gymnotiformes; Gymnotidae. The record is from RefSeq and is a predicted model, not a curated record. Gene Ontology annotation, molecular function: GTPase activity; GTP binding.
GUGCCGUGUGAAUUUGUGUCAGUGGUACGAACGAGGAAUAGUGUUCUGACAUUCACGAAACGGGGCGCAGGCAUAGUAAAUGGCUAAAACCUACGAUUAUCUCUUCAAACUCUUGCUCAUAGGGGACAGCGGAGUUGGAAAGACAUGUCUUCUGUUCCGAUUCAGCGAGGACGCGUUUAACACCACCUUCAUUUCUACAAUCGGAAUUGACUUUAAAAUCAGAACUGUAGAGUUGAAUGGAAAGAAAAUCAAGCUCCAGAUAUGGGACACAGCAGGGCAGGAGAGAUUCAGGACCAUUACCACAGCGUACUACAGAGGAGCAAUGGGCAUUAUGUUGGUGUAUGAUAUCACUAGUGAAAAGUCCUUUGAAAACAUCAAAAACUGGAUUCGCAAUAUUGAGGAGCAUGCAUCUUCAGACGUAGAGCGGAUGAUUCUCGGGAACAAAUGUGAUAUGAAUGACAGGAGACAGGUGUCUAAGGAGAGGGGAGAGAAGCUGGCAAUAGACUAUGGGAUCAAGUUUUUGGAAACCAGUGCAAAAACCAGCAUAAAUGUGGAAGAGGCCUUUUUCACCCUGGCCAGGGACAUUAUGGCCAGACUCAACCGAAAAAUGAACGAUGGCAGCAACUCAGAUGGUGGAGCGGCAGUUAAGAUCACAGAAAAGCGUUCUAAGAAGCAUAGCUUCUUCAGGUGUACACUGCUAUGAUGGACUGCAGAGAGUGGGACUCUUACAUGGACUCUAACUCUCUGGCUGCAGAACUGUUCAGCUGGUAGGAGAGGUGAUGUGAGCCUCACCCAACGGCUGUGAGCUCUGGCUCCAAAGGUGCAGCGAGGCUCAUGUUGAAACAGCCUAAAAGGCAAGUUGGCCAGGCAGGAUGCCGACUGUGUUGGAAACAUGUAGCUGGCCUUGUGAAAUGUGUUUGGGCUCCCUUGGACCCUGUUUGUUUCAUAAAGAGAUAAUCAAGACUAAUUUCAGGGUUUGGCUGACUUGCCUCAGUUGAGCCAUUAAAAAUCAAAGUUAGUAUUAUAUUAGUUAUUCAUUUUUUAACUGUUAGACUUUUAUGUUUUUAGAGCUUUCAUAAACAUAGCACACGUCAUAAAUAAUUUGCAUCUAUAAACGGAACAUAAAGGCCUUCAGAAUUUUACUGAGUAAACAGUUUGUGUGUCAGUGUAUAUUAUAAAGCAUUUUGUGUUCACUAUCAUUCUAACUGAGCAUCCCUUUGUGGGACUGACAUUAAAAGAAAUGGAAUGAAGGCAGAGGAUAAUCUGUAAAAGCUGCAGUAUUACUAGACAUAUGUAUGUUUCUGAGGGGAUGAGAGCUUUUUAAGACGGCUGAGGGUGACCUUGGAAUACCUCAGGGUUCCCUAAUUUGCUAAUGUUUCUGGCUCCUACCCACAGGCACACACACAGCAUUGAUGGAGCAGUGACAGAUAUACUGCACUCCCCUCAGUGAGGAGACUCUAAUAUAGAACAUGGCAGCUGCAGUGCAUGAUGGGUUAAAGCACACCUUAUGGUGUGCCCAUGUGCACUGAAAGCAGCAGCCGCUCGAAACAUGACAUAUAUAGCACAUCUUAUAGAGAAAUAGUUUAUGCCUGUAUUUCAAAUCAUUCACUUUAUAAUGCACUGAUAUAGACUAUAUUCAAAGGUGCCUUAUAAGGUAAAUGAGUCAGUCAGAAAUACAUAUAAAUUAUAUCAUUUUGUUAAACAGCAUGGGAUGCGGUGUCUGUAUGUGAAUGUAUUAGACAGUCAAAUGCAUGCAUUUAUGGUUAUAAUGAGAUCUCCGUUUUUUUAUGUUGCCAUUUUUAAUAAGUAUUGUGAUGGUACAUCACCUGUGCUUAUUGUUGUGUGAUGAAAAGUACUUUUCUAAACAAAUGACAUAACUUUGUCUUAUGUAUAACUAGUAACUUAUAAAGGAAAAGUGCAGUUGCCAAAUAUCGUAUUAUAGACUUUAGGUGUUGUGGUGUGUGUCAGUGUUUAUGGAGUGAAUUCAUGUCUACAUUCUGCACCCAUUUAACAUAGCACAUGUAGUAGCAUUCAUUUCACUGGUGCAAAUGCAACUGUGUAGUUGAUUCGAUGAUUCUGCUCCGCUAUUUUACAGUACUGAACUGGUUUGUUGCUAUUGGUUGGACUUUCAGAAGAAGAAACUGAUGAGAUACAUGAGUUAGCAAUAAAAUGCCACCUCUACAGCUGAGGCCUUGAAAACAAUUCCUGUACAUGAAUUAGUGUUACAUCUUCUAGGCCACUGUGCUAGAAGCUGUGGCAAUUGAAAUAUGUUUGGAAGCUUGCCACAAAAUAAAGGCCAAUGUAGCAUAUUAUUUCAACAGGUUCACAUGGCACUCUUGCUAUGCACACAUGUCUGUAACUGAUUUUAUUGAUUAAAAGUAUUCUGAUA